Paramecium octaurelia is the source of this 1776-nucleotide messenger RNA. Lineage: Eukaryota; Ciliophora; Oligohymenophorea; Peniculida; Parameciidae. The record is from the annotation of a GenBank genome assembly.
AUGAAAUGUUUUGAACAUAAUGCUCCCUACACUCUAAUUUGUUAAGUCAAAGAUUGUGGUCAGAAAUUGAUGUGUAAUCAAUGCAUGACCAAGCACAAUGCUUAACACUACCCAAUGAUAUAAAGUUUUUCUGAUAUGGAUUAUCAAAUAAAGUAGGUUCCUUAGUUGCUUGAGAAAGAUUUGGAUGUUCUGAAGGCUAGACUCUAUUCAAUUCAGAAUCACAUGACUGUCGAGAAGGAGCAGCUGAGGAAAUAAUUGAUAAAGCUAACCGAAGUUCUAAAAUCUCGGAUAAAUGCUGAAGUUGAUGACUUUUGUUCUUCUGCUUUAGAAUAUACAAAUUCAUAUUACAAAUAGUAUGAAACUGAGAUAGGCAGCUUGCUUGGAGUAAUUUCUGAGCAUAUGUACAUGGUAGCCCCUUAUACAAUAAGGGUCAGACCUAUAAAUGAAAAUCAAUUUGGGAUAUUGAUGGAUUUUCAAGAUAAAAUGAAUGGAAAUGUAUUACCAAGUCUACAAAAGAGAGCUGAGGUAAUUUCGAAGCAAGUUCUAGAGAAUCAGUUAUAUAUGCGGACCGAUCAUUUUUAUAAUAUAGUAAAAUCAUCACUCGGGAAAGCAUUGUAGUCUUAUAAUUUAUUCAAGAACAAUGAAUUAUAAUUGGAGUAAAAGAGAGCCACGCAUUUGCAAACAGAAUAUGAACUAGAAAGUGCAAGGUCAGCAUUGUUUCCAACCAUUGAUUUUAAAAGAAAUGCAUUAGAAUUAUUGAGGGAUAAUUAGCAACAAGAAAGGAAGUCUGUACGAAUUUAUAGAGCAGAGGAAGGAUUCACUAUACCCAAAAAUAGAAGUUCCGCUGAGUUUAGUGGAUCUCGAUACAUAUAUGCAAAAGCAAUAAAUACAGUGCUUAGUGGACAUACAGACAUUGUGACAUGUCUUUGUAUAUUUUCUUAAUCUUCUUUGAUAUCUGCAGGAGGUGGAGGAAUCAUAAAAAUAUGGGAUAUAGAUGGAGGAGUGGCAUUGGGUUAGAUGAGUGAACAUGCAGGAGAUGUGUGGGCAUUAGCUAAAAUUAAUGAGACUAAUUUUGGUAGUGCGAGUGCUGAUUAAACAGUGAGAAUUUGGAACUAUUAAAGAAUGAUAUGUGAAAGUGUGUUAGUCGGACAUUUGUAACCUGUCAAAAGUUUGAUAUAUCUAAAGGAUUUAGAAUACUUAGCAUCAGGUAGUUUGGAUAGCACCAUUAAGAUAUGGACAACAAACAGGGCGAAGUUGAAACUAACCAUAUAAAAUAAUUAAAGAGUUAGAGCAUUAUGUUAUGUUUAAACUAAGGGUCUAAUUAUUAGUGGAGGAGAGAAUACUUUAGGUGUGUACAACGUAUUAAAUGGUUCUUGUAAGGAUCAAUUAGAUGGUCAUCAUGGAGAAGUGUUAUGUUUGAAAUAUCUACAAGAAUCGCUAAUGGGUGAAUUUAUGUCAGUCAUUGCAUCUGGAGGAGCUGAUAAAAAAAUAAUACUUUGGAAUUUAGAUAGAGCUAUUAAACUACACAUUUUUGUUGGACAUUUAGAAGCAGUCACUUGUCUAGGAUUUGAUAUUGAAAAUAGAUAAUUAUGGUCUGGUAGUGCUGAUAGAACUAUUAGAUGUUGGGACAUAGCUACAGGGAAGUCAAUUUUAACUGCAAAAAGACAUUCUGAAUAAAUUAGUGCUCUUGAGUAUAUGCCUGGAAGAGAACUAAUUAUUAGUGGAAGUUGGGAUCAUAGAAUAAGAGUAACAUAAAAGUAGAUUUUAAUGAAUUGA